UCCACAUCCUGCUCUCAGCCCCGCAGAGCGCUGCGCGCUCAUUGGCUCGCCCUGCAGGAAGAUGAACGCUACCGCUUCUGUUUCCUUUUGAUGCUGCUCUGACACACUGGGCAGGAACCAAAAAAAAAAAAAAAAAAUGUUUUCUCAGGAGCUGGCUCAGAAAAUCAAGGGCUACCAGGAGCAGAUCGCCUCCUUGAACUCCAAGUGCAAGAUGCUGACCAUGAAAGCCAAGCACGCCACCAUGCUGCUGACGGUGACCGAGGUCCAGGGGCUGGCCGAAGGCAGCGAGGACCUGGACGGGGAGCUCCUCCCCGCGCCGGCGGCCCAGCCCUCUGUGGUCAUGAUGACUGCAGGUCGCUGCCACACUUUGCUGUCACCUGUCACUGAGGAGUCUGGGGAGGAGGGAACCAGCAGUGAGAUCUCUCCACCUGCCUGUCCUUCCCCUUCACCUGUGGCUAAUCCAGAUGCUUCUGUUAAUCAGGACAUUGCUUAUUACCAAGCCUUGUCUGCUGAGAGGUUGCAAACAGAUGCUGCAAGGAUUCAGCCCAGCGCGUCGGCAUCCCAGGAGUUCUGUGAGCCAGGACUGGAGGCAUCUGCCACUGCUAAACUGGGAGAUUUGCAGCGUUCCUGGGAAACCUUGAAAAAUGUGAUCAGUGAAAAGCAGCGCACCCUCUAUGAAGCUUUGGAACGCCAGAAAAAGUACCAGGACUCCCUCCCGUCUAUCUCCACAAAAAUGGAGGCCAUCGAGAUGAAACUCAGUGAGAGUCUGGAACCUGGCCGGAGUCCGGAGAGCCAGAUGGCUGAGCAUCAGGCCCUGAUGGAUGAGAUCCUCAUGCUCCAUGAUGAAAUCAAUGAGCUGCAGUCCUGUCUGGCAGAGGAGCUGGGGUCCCAGGAGUGCGACCCCACAGAGCAGCUGGCCUUGCAGUCCACGCUCACUGUCCUGGCCGAGCGCAUGUCCACCAUCAGGAUGAAAGCCUCGGGGAAACGGCAGCUCCUGGAGGAGAAGUUAAAUGACCAACUUGAAGAGCAGAGACAGGAACAGGCCCUGCAGAGGUACCGCUGUGAGGCUGAUGAGCUAGACCACUGGCUCUUGAGCACAAAGGCCACCCUGGAUAGUGCACUGGGGACAGUCAAGGAGCCCAUGGACAUGGAAGCCCAGCUGGUGGACUGCCAGAAUAUGCUUGUGGAAAUUGAGCAGAAGGUGGUGGCCUUGUCUGAGCUCUCAGUGCACAAUGAAAACCUGCUGCUGGAGGGCAAGGCUCACACGAAGGACGCGGCUGAGCAGCUGGCAGUGAAGCUGCGGACGCUCAAGGGGAGCCUGCAGGAGCUGCAGAGAGCUCUGCACGACAGGCAGCUCGACAUUCAGGGAACAGCACAGGAGAAGGAGGAGAGUGACGUCGAUCUGGCGGCCACACAGAGCCCGGGCGUGCAGGAGUGGCUGGCCCAAGCUCGCACCACACGGACGCACCAGCGGCAGAACAGUCUCCAGCAACAAAAAGAGUUGGAACAGGAAUUAGCGGAGCAAAAGAUCCUCCUGCGCUCAGUAGCCAGUCGAGGAGAGGAGAUUCUGACCCAGCACUCGGCUGCAGAGCCCUCUGGUGGCGAAGGCGAAAAACCUGAUGUGUUAUCCCAGGAAUUGGGGAUGGAAAGGGAGAAAUCGUCCAGUGAAGACCAGAUGAGAAUGAAAUGGGAAAGCCUACAUCAAGAAUUCAGCACCAAGCAGAAGCUACUACAGAAUGUUCUGGAACAGGAACAAGAGCAACUGUUUUACAGCAGACCGAACCGACUCCUGUCUGGCAUGCCAUUGUACAAAGGGGAUGGGCAGACCCAAGAUAAAGCCGCAGUUACAUCUUUGCUGGGUGGACUGAGCCAGGUCUUCGAGGAGGUGUCCUCCCAGGGUGGAGGGGCAACACGGCAGAACAUACACCUGGAACAGAAGUUGUACGAUGGAGUUUCAGCCACCUCGACUUGGCUGGAUGAUGUGGAAGAGCGUUUGUUUGUUGCCACAGCACUGCUGCCGGAGGAAACGGAAACUUGCCUCUUCAACCAAGAGAAUCUUGCCAAAGACAUUAAGGAAAUGUCUGAAGAAAUGGAUAAGAGCAAAAACUUGUUUUCCCAGGCCUUUCCUGAGAAGGGCGAUAACCGAGAUGUCAUUGAAGACACUUUGGGUUGUCUCCUGGGCAGGCUAUCUUUGCUAGAUGCCGCAGUGAAUCAGCGUUGUCACCAGAUGAAGGAAAGGCUUCAGCAAAUACUGAAUUUCCAGAAUGAUCUGAAGGUGCUCUUUGCAUCGCUGACUGACAACAAAUACAUCAUUCUGCAGAACCUGGCGAAUGUGUUUGAACAGCCUGUAGCACAACAGAUAGAGGCAAUACAACAGGCAGAAGAUGGACUAAAGGAAUUGGAUGCAGGAAUCAUUGAAUUAAAAAGGCGUGGAGACAAGCUGCGGAUUGAGCAGCCAUCCUUGCAAGAACUCUCUAAACUUCAGGACAUGUAUGACGAGCUGAUGAUGACCAUCAGCUCCCGGCGGAGUGGUCUCAAUCAGAAUCUUGCACUCAAGAGUCAGUACGAAAGGGCCCUGCAGGAUCUGGCUGACCUGCUUGAAACUGGCCGGGAGAAGAUGGCAGGGGACCAGAAGAUCAUUGUGUCUUCCAACGAGGAAAUCCAGCAACUGCUUGACAAACACAAGGAAUAUUUUCAGGGCCUGGAAUCUCAUAUGAUCUUGACGGAAACACUCUUCAGAAAGAUAAUCAGCUUUGCAGUCCCAAAGGAAACCCAGUUCCACACAGAGCUGAUGGCUCAGGCAUCUGCUGUGCUGAAACAGGCUCACAAGAGGGGUGUGGAGCUGGAGUACAUUCUGGAGACAUGGUCCCAUCUGGAGGCAGAGCAGCAGGAGCUGAGCAGACAGCUGGCGCUGGUGGAGAGCAGCCUUCCGAGCGUGGGCUUGGUGGAAGAAAGAGAGGACAGGCUCAGGGAGCGGAUCCUGCUCUACCAGCAUUUAAAAUCCAGUCUUAAUGAAUACCAGCCCAAACUGUAUCAGGUAUUAGAAGAUGGGAAACGACUUCUGAUAUCCGUUAGCUGCUCAGAUCUGGAAAGCCAGCUAAAUCAACUUGGAGAGCACUGGCUAAAUAAUACCAACAAGGUGUCCAAGGAACUUCACAGACUGGAAACGAUAUUGAAACACUGGACCAGUUACCAACGGGAAUCUGCAGAUCUGAGUCACUGGUUACAGUCCGCAAGAGACAGGCUAGAAUUUUGGGCUCAGCAAUCUGUGACAGUACCACAAGAACUGGAGAUGGUCCGUGAUCAUCUCAAUGCUUUCCUGGAGUUUUCUAAAGAAGUGGAUGCCAAAUCUUCCCUGAAGUCGUCUGUCCUGAGCACUGGAAAUCAGCUUCUUCGAUUAAAGAAGUUGGACACAGUUGCCCUGCGUGCUGAGCUAUGUCACAUUGACAGCCAGUGGACUGAGCUACUGAAAAAUAUCCCAGCUGUCCAAGAAAAGCUCCACCAGCUCCAAAUGGAUAAGCUGCCUUCCCGUCAUGCCAUCUCUGAAGUCAUGAGCUGGAUUUCUCUAAUGGAAAGUGUGAUUCAAAAGGAUGAAGAGGAUAUAAAAAAUUGCAUAGGCUACAAGGCAAUUCAUGAAUACCUUCAGAAAUAUAAGGGUUUUAAGAUAGACAUUAACUGUAAGCAGCUGACAGUUGAUUUUGUGAACCAGUCUGUGCUACAAAUCAGCACUCAGGAUGUGGAAAGUAAACGGAGUGAUAAGACUGAUUUUGCUGAGCAACUGGGAGCAAUGAAUAAAAGUUGGCAAAUCUUGCAAGGUCUAGUAAGUGAGAAGAUCCAGCUGUUGGAAGGCUUAUUGGAAUCUUGGUCAGAAUAUGAAAAUAACGUACAAUGUCUGAAAACUUGGUUUGAAAUCCAGGAAAAGAGGCUAAAACAACAGCAGCAAGUUGGGGAUCAGGCUUCCGUGCAGAACUCACUGAAAGACUGUCAGGAUCUGGAAGAUUCAAUUAAAGCAAAAGAAAAAGAAAUAGAGAAAAUUGAGCAGAGUGGACUCGCUUUGAUUCAGAACAAGAAAGAAGAAGUCUCCGGCACUGUUAGGACCACGCUGCAGGAGCUCAACCAGACCUGGGCCAAUUUAGACCACAUGGUUGGGCAGUUGAAGAUACUGUUGAAGUCUGUGCUUGACCAAUGGAGCCAUCACAAAAAGGCCUUUGAUGAGAUAAACAGUUACCUCAUGGAGGCCAGAUAUUCUUUGUCCCGAUUCCGCCUGCUGACUGGCUCCUUAGAGGCAGUGCAGGUGCAGGUAGACAAUCUUCAGAGUCUCCAUGAUGAUCUGGAAAAACAAGAAAAGAGCUUACAGAAAUUCGGUUCUGUUACCAACCAGCUAUUAAAAGAAUGUCACCCACCUGUGACAGAAACUCUUACCAACACACUAAAAGAAGUCAAUAUGAGAUGGAAUAACUUGCUGGAAGAGAUUGCUGAGCAGCUGCACUCUAGCAAGGCCCUACUUCAGCUCUGGCAGAGGUACAAGGACUAUUCCAGACAGUGCACCUCUACCGUCCAGCAGCAGGAAGAGCGAACCAAUGAGCUGUUGAAGGCAGCCACUGACAAGGACAUCGCUGAUGAUGAAGUUGCUACAUGGAUCCAAGAUUGCAAUGACCUCCUCAAAGGACUGGGAACAGUCAAGGAUUCCCUUUUUGUUCUCCAAGAGCUGGGAGAGCAGCUUAAACAACAAGUGGAUGUUUCAGCAGCAUCGGCUAUUCAGUCUGAUCAGCUCUCCCUGAGUCAACACCUGGGCGCCAUGGAGCAGGCUCUUUGCAAACAGCAGACGGUGUUACAGGCUGGAGUUCUUGACUACGAAACCUUUGCCCAGAGUUUAGAAGCUUUGGAGGCCUGGAUAGUGGAAGCUGAAGACAUACUCCAAGGGCAGGACCCCUCCCACUCCUCAGACCUCUCAAGCAUCCAGGAAAGGAUGGAAGAGCUUAAGGGGCAGAUGUUAAAAUUCAGCAGCAUGGCUCCAGAUUUAGACCGCCUAAAUGAGCUUGGAUAUAGGUUACCACUGAAUGAUAAAGAAAUCAAAAGGAUGCAGAACCUGAACCGGCACUGGUCUCUCAUCUCCUCUCAGACAACAGAAAGAUUCAGUAAGUUGCAGUCAUUUUUGCUACAACAUCAAACUUUCUUGGAAAAAUGUGAAACAUGGAUGGAAUUCCUGGUUCAGACGGAACAAAAGUUAGCAGUAGAGAUUUCAGGCAAUUAUCAACAUCUUUUGGAGCAGCAGAGAGCCCAUGAGUUGUUUCAAGCCGAGAUGUUCAGUCGUCAGCAAAUUUUGCACUCAAUCAUUAUUGAUGGGCAACGUCUUCUAGAACAAGGUCAAGUUGAUGACAGGGAUGAGUUCAACUUGAAGUUGACUCUCCUCAGUAAUCAGUGGCAGGGAGUCAUUCGCAGGGCCCAACAGAGGAGGGGGAUCAUCGACAGCCAGGUUCGCCAGUGGCAGCGCUAUCGGGAGAUGGCAGAAAAACUUCGUAAAUGGUUGGUUGAAGUGUCCUAUCUACCCGUGAGUGGUCUCGGGAGCAUCCCUAUAGCACUGCAGCAAGCAAGAACCCUCUUUGAUGAAGUGCAGUUCAAGGAAAAAGUAUUUCUGCGACAACAAGGCAGCUAUAUCUUGACUGUGGAGGCUGGCAAGCAGCUUCUGCUCUCGGCUGAUAGUGGGGCUGAGGCCGCCUUGCAAGCUGAACUCACUGAAAUCCAAGAGAAAUGGAAAGCAGCCAGUGUGCGUCUGGAGGAACAGAAGAAAAAACUGGCCUUCUUGUUGAAAGACUGGGAAAAGUGUGAGAAAGGGAUAGCUGAUUCUCUGGAGAAACUGCGCACUUUCAAAAAGACACUUUCCCAGCCUCUGCCGGAUCACCAUGAGGAGCUCCAUGCAGAGCAAAUGCGUUGCAAGGAGCUAGAAAAUGCAGUUGGAAGCUGGACAGAUGACUUGACACAGCUGACUCUGCUAAGGGACACUCUCUCAGCCUUUAUCAGCGCGGAUGACAUCUCCAUCCUUAACGAACGCAUUGAGCUUCUGCAAAGACAGUGGGAAGAACUGUGCCACCAGGUCUCCUUGCGGCGGCAGCAAGUGAGUGAAAGACUGAACGAAUGGGCAGUCUUCAGUGAAAAGAACAAGGAGCUCUGUGAAUGGUUGACUCAGAUGGAAAGCAAGGUUUCUCAGAAUGGAGAUAUUCUCAUUGAAGAUAUGAUACAGAAGCUCAGAAAGGAUUAUCAAGAGGAAAUUGCUGUUGCCCAAGAGAACAAAAUACAGCUCCAGCAAAUGGGAGAACGACUUGCGAAAGCCAGCCACGAAAGCAAAGCAUCCGAGAUUGAAUACAAGCUCGGGAAGGUCAAUGACCGGUGGCAGCAUCUCCUGGAUCUCAUUGCAGCCAGGGUGAAGAAGCUGAAGGAGACCCUGGUUGCUGUGCAGCAGCUCGAUAAGAACAUGAGCAGCCUGAGGGCUUGGCUUGCUCACAUCGAGUCAGAGCUGGCCAAGCCCAUAGUCUACGAUUCCUGUAACUCAGAAGAAAUACAGAAAAAGAUUAACGAGCAACAGGAGCUCCAGAGAGACAUAGAAAAACACAGCACAGGGGUGGCCUCUGUCCUCAACCUGUGUGAAGUCCUACUGCACGACUGUGACGCCUGUGCCACUGACGCCGAGUGUGAAUCCAUCCAGCAGGCAACGCGAACCCUGGACCGGCGGUGGAGAAAUAUCUGUGCCACGUCCAUGGAAAGAAGGCUCAAAAUUGAGGAGACGUGGCGGCUGUGGCAGAGGUUUCUGGAUGACUACUCCCGCUUCGCAGACUGGCUGAAGACUUCCGAAAGGACAGCUGCGUUCCCCAGCUCCUCGGGGGUGCUGUACACAGUUGCCAAGGAGGAACUGAAGAAGUUUGAGGCAUUCCAGCGCCAGGUCCAUGAAAACCUGACCCAGCUGGAGCUGAUCAACAAGCAGUACCGCCGCCUGGCCAGGGAGAAUCGCACAGAUUCCGAGUGCAGCUUGAAACAGAUGGUCCACGAGGGCAACCAGCGCUGGGACAACCUGCAGAAGCGCGUCGCCUCCAUCUUGCGCAGACUCAAGCAUUUUAUUGGCCAGCGUGAGGAGUUUGAGACUGCUCGGGAAAAUAUUCUGGUCUGGCUAACAGAGAUGGAUCUGCAACUCACUAAUAUUGAGCAUUUUUCUGAGUGUGAUGUUCAAGCUAAAAUAAAGCAACUGAAGGCCUUCCAGCAGGAAAUCUCUCUGAACCACAGUAAGAUUGAGCAGAUAAUUUCCCAAGGAGAGCAGCUGAUGGAAAAGAGUGAGCCCUUGGAUGCCGCCGUCAUUGAGGAAGAGCUCGAUGAUUUGAAGCGGUACUGCCAAGAGGUCUUUGGGCGUGUGGAAAGAUACCAUAAGAAACUGAUCCGCCUGCCUCUACCGGAGGAUGAGCUCGACCUCUCUGACCGGGAGCUGGAGCUUGCAGACUCCACAGCCCUCUCGGACCUGCGCUGGCAGGAGCCAUCUGCAGACUUGGCAUCCUCGCCCCCACCGUCCUCCAACCCCUCACUCUCACUCGCACAGCCCCUCCGCAGCGAGAGAUCGGGCCGAGACACCCCAGCCAGUGUGGACUCCAUCCCCCUGGAGUGGGACCACGACUAUGACCUCAGUCGUGACCUCGAGUCUGCAGUGUCCGGAACUCUGCCUUCUGAGGAUGAGGAGGGCCAGGAAGACCGGGAUUUCUACCUCAGGGGUGCUGUCGGCUUGUCAGGGGAUCACGCUGCCUUGGAGUCACAGAUCCGCCAACUGGGCAAAGCCCUGGAUGACAGCCGCUUUCAGAUGCAGCAAACUGAAAAUAUCAUCCGCAGCAAAACUCCCACGGUCCCGGAGCUAGACUCCAGCUACAAAGGCUACAUGAAGCUGCUGGGUGAGUGCAGUGGCACCAUAGACUCCGUGAAGAGGCUGGAGCACAAACUGAAGGAGGAAGAGGAGAGCUUCCCUGGCUUUGUCAACCUGAACAGCACCGAAGCUCAAACAGCUGGUGUGAUUGAUCGAUGGGAACUCAUCCAGGCCCAGGCCCUGAGCAAGGAGUUAAGAAUGAAGCAGAACCUCCAGAAGUGGCAGCAAUUCAACUCAGACCUGAACAACAUCUGGGCCUGGCUGGGGGAGACGGAGGAGGAGCUGGAACAACUGCAGCGUCUGGAGCUCAGCACUGACAUCCCCACCAUCGAGCUCCAAAUCAAGAAGCUCAAGGAGCUCCAGAAAGCUGUGGACCACCGCAAAGCCAUCAUCAUCUCCAUCAAUCUCUGCAGCUCCGAGUUUACCCAGGCUGACAGCAAGGAGAGCCAGGACCUGCAGGAGCGCUUGUCUCGCAUGAAUGGGCGCUGGGACCGGGUGUGCUCUUUGCUGGAGGAGUGGCGAGGCCUGCUGCAGGAUGCACUCAUGCAGUGCCAGGAUUUCCAUGAAAUGAGCCACAGUUUGCUUCUUAUGUUGGAGAACAUUGACAGAAGGAAAAAUGAAAUUGUCCCCAUUGAUGCUAACCUUGACACAGAAAUACUUCAGGACCAUCACAGACAGCUCAUGCAAAUAAGACGUGAGCUGUUGGAGUCCCAACUCAAAGUCGCCUCACUACAAGACAUGUCUUGCCAACUCCUGGUGAAUGCUGAAGGCACAGACUGUUUAGAAGCCAAAGAAAAAGUCCAUGUUAUUGGAAAUCGGCUCAAACUUCUCUUGAAGGAGGUCAGUCGUCAUAUCAAGGAACUGGAGAAGUUAUUAGACAUGCCAAGCAGUCAGCAGGAUCUGUCUUCCUGGUCUUCUGCUGAUGAACUGGACACCUCGGGAUCUGUGAGUCCCACAUCGGGAAGAAGCACCCCAAACAGACAGAAAUCGCCACGAGGCAAAUGUAGUCCCUCACAGCCCGGACCCUCUGUGAGCAGUCCACAUAGCAGGUCCACAAAAGGUGGCUCCGAUUCCUCCCUUUCUGAACCCCGGCCAGCUCGGUCCAGCCGAGCCUUCUUGUUCCGAGUCCUCCGGGCGGCUCUUCCCCUUCAGCUUCUGCUGCUGCUCCUCAUCGGGCUCGCCUGCCUUGUACCAAUGUCAGAGGAAGACUAUAGCUGUGCCCUUUCCAACAAUUUUGCCCGAUCAUUCCACCCCAUGCUCAGAUAUACCAAUGGCCCUCCUCCACUCUGAACCAAGCAGAUCUCAUUGGCAAAAAUGCUGGAAGCACAAGAAGGAUGGAGCCAAAAACAUCCCAAACUACCAAAAUGAGGACUUGAAUCUUGGCAGGAGCCAUUGGUGUGCCAGCUUUGGCCAUCCUCUGUGUCUCACGUGUGCAAGUCAUGGCUUCAGAGGUGGAUGAUAAGCAGUGCAGGAGAGCAAACAGACCAGAGAAGGUUUGGAAGAAAUUUUGUUGGAGACUCUGAGCCUUAGCACUGAGGAGAUUGAACGAGGACUUUCAAAGUUCCCUGGAAUUGGGAAUUCCGGACCUCUGGCUCAUUCUAUGCAUAACCAAGGACUUCAGUAGACCAUCUGGGCAGCGUUCCCAUGGUGCUGCUCCAUCCACCCAAUAAACCGCCCACCCAGGCGCCAUGUCAGUAUCGUACAAUCUACCAACCAACCAGUGCUCAAGAGAUUUUAGUACAUUGUAACAUACAAUUUUUAAGAGCUUAUAUGGCAGCUUUCCUUUUUGGCAUGAUGUUCUAACCUUUGCUUUAGAAGCACAAGCUGUAAAUCUAAAAGGCACUUUUUUAAAGAUAUAAAGAAAAACUAGAUGUAAUAAAUAGAUAAUGGAAGGCUUUAUUGUGGAAAAAAGAAUGUUAUAGUAAAAAAAGAUAUUUAUGUAUGUACAGUUUGCUAAAGCCAAGUUUUGUUUGUAUUGAUUACUUUGCAUUUAUUAUAG
Messenger RNA from Lepus europaeus (European hare), 9896 nucleotides. RefSeq names its product nesprin-1-like. Bases 137 to 9187 code for a protein of 3016 amino acids. The transcript has 55 exons. Lineage: Eukaryota; Metazoa; Chordata; Mammalia; Lagomorpha; Leporidae. The record is from RefSeq and is a predicted model, not a curated record. Gene Ontology annotation, cellular component: membrane. Gene Ontology annotation, molecular function: protein binding.